Penicillium verhagenii is the source of this 441-nucleotide messenger RNA. Its product is annotated as DNA-directed RNA polymerase I core subunit RPA12. Gene Ontology annotation, biological process: termination of RNA polymerase I transcription; DNA-templated transcription. Gene Ontology annotation, molecular function: DNA-directed RNA polymerase activity; zinc ion binding; nucleic acid binding. The annotation marks the transcript as partial. Gene Ontology annotation, cellular component: RNA polymerase I complex. NCBI's taxonomy places the organism in Eukaryota, Fungi, Ascomycota, Eurotiomycetes, Eurotiales, Aspergillaceae. The transcript has 2 exons. The record is from RefSeq and is a predicted model, not a curated record.
AUGUCUGUCAUUGGAUCCUUGAUUUUCUGCACCGAUUGCGGCAAUCUUCUGCGCGAGUCAACCGGAGAUGCCAAUGCUGUUCUACACUGCACUGUCUGCGGGACUCGGAACAAGGAUACUGUUCCCCAAACUAUCGUCUCCGAAUCCAAGCCGUCUGCAUUUCCCUCGGCUCUGAGAGCUAAGCGCUCUGCUGUUCAAACGCUUUCCGCCGAGGACCGAAAGACCGAAGCUGUGAUUCAAAAGAAUUGCCCCAAAUGUGGAAGAAAGGAAAUGUUCUUCACUACCGUCCAACUUCGCAGCGCUGAUGAGGGAAGUACCGUGUUUUAUCGGUGUGCGUGCGGUCACAAGUAUGUCAACUCGAUCUCUGUCGCAAAAGUCCUAUCAAAUACUAAUUCUCCUUCGCAGGGAAACCGAGAACAACUAAGGCAAGACAAGAAAAUC